UUUCUUCGACCUUGCAAUAUAGCGGUACGUUCGACUACGAAGCGUGAUGUCGAUUAAAAUCAAAGCUAAGUCUGGAGUAAGUAACAAGGAGAAAGCCAAAAAACGUCACGGAGAGGAGCUUGAAGUUUUUCCCGUAAAGGUGGCCAAAAUGAAGAAGAGAGAGCUCACAAUUUCAGAAACUGCUUCUGGCGAUGAUGUAAAAGUGCACAAACCGAAGGGAGUAAAACAGAAAUUGGGAAAGAAAUCCAAGACACCUUUAAAAGCAUCUCUGGAUAAGAGAGAACGUCGUCUAUUGAAAUUAAAGUCAAAAAAGCACUCUGAAGUUGUUAUGCAAUUAUUGCCAAUGUGGGAGCAAUUUCGACGAAAUGCUGUUUCCAAGGAGAAACGAUGCGAAUGUAUUCAAGAAGUGUUGAAAGUUUCAAAGAAUAUCAUACCUGACCUAUGCAUGGCGCAUGAUACAUCUCGAAUUCUUGAAGAUUGUGUUAAACACGGGACAGAAUCACAACGUUGGGAAAUUUUCAGUGAAAUUCAUAAGAAAUUUGUAAUUCUUGCCAAAUCACGUUAUGCAAGAUUUGUUCUUUUAAAAUUAAUGAAAUAUGGCGAUAAACAGCACAGAUUGGAAAUGUUUAAGGCAUUUAGAGGUCGUAUUCAACGUUUAACACAGCAUAGAUUUGCCUCAGAGAUUAUAGACACAUUGUAUAAUGAUUAUGCUACAGCUACACAACGUAAUGAAAUGAUACAAGAAUUUUAUGGGAAUCGACAUGCCCUCAGACUUGGUGAACAUGAAUCCUACAAUCUUGAGGAUACACUGAAGUUGCAUCCAGAUAAAAGUGAAGUUAUUUUAAAUAAUCUCACGGUGACACUCAUCAAUUUAGUUACAAAAGGUCUCAACAGAUUCAGUAUUGUUCAACACCUCCUAUUAGAAUACCUUAACAGUGCAUUCACAUUCAACAAAGCCACCGCUGCCUCCUCCACGUCUUCCACGUCUGCUGUUACUGGUGCAGAGAAACCGUCUACUACAGAUCUAUCUCAACCUAAUGCAGCUAUCGUUCCUGUGUUAAUUGAUGACUCAUUGGAUUGUAAAGAAUCACCACUACCUAAAUCAUUUAAUGAUAAUUUUACAACAUUAUUGGAAGCAUUAAUUGAUGGACAGUUGGUGCCUAUGAUGCAUACACGUGAAGGUGUACGAUGUGCUUUAAAAAUUCUUUGGGCAUGUAAUCCACAGAAACGUAAACUUUUAGUUAAAGGUUUAAAAACCUGUAUAAAAAAUAUUGCCUUCAAUGAACAUGGUCAUUUGUUUAUUAUUGGAUUAAUUGAUGCUGUUGACGAUAUUGUCCUAUUGCAGAAAACUGUAUUCAGAGAAAUCUUAGACGAUCUGGAAUUGUUCGUGAUGCACCCUAACGCACGUAAAGUAUUACUGUAUAUGCUGUCACCACGUGAUAGUCGCCAUUUCUCGCCUCAACUGAUCAAUAGUAUCCUGACACCUGGGGAUACAAAUAUGCAUACAAAAAAGCUACUAGGUGUUCGUGCCUUGGAGAUGCGCACGUGUCAAUCGUUAGUGUUACCAGCUUUGUUGAAUUUAGCUCAAGAAAAGUUGACAGAAUUAUUUAUCGGUGAUGCAAGUGAUCCAACAAAUGAAGCAGGCAUAAUAGCUCGUAAAGAUUUAGGUCGUCUUAUUCUGCUAAGUGAAAUUCUUGAUAAAAGCGCACCGCAUAAUUUAAAUCCAGACGUUGUAAUUCCAUUAUACAAUCGAUCAAAUGAUAGUACACGUGUACUAGUCGUAAAAUGUACAAUCCCUGAAAGUGAUUUAUCCGCUUAUAAAGUAUCUAGAAAAGCAGCAUUGGAAAAGUUGAUCACAUGUGUCCUUGUGCCUGAAUUCAAUCCAUCUGGUGGUGAUAAUAGAAAUGGUCAGUCCAAGCUGAAUGUCAGUCGAGAUGAUUUACGCCUAUCACGACAUAAAAUGGCUGUAGCACUUGUUGAAGCUUAUCUGGCCAAAUUGAAGAAUCCGGAUAUCAAAUCGUUCACUGGCGGAAAUGGAUUAGUUAACGGAGAAGAUGAAGAAUGUGAUGACGAUCGUGACGAUGCUGAUGAUGAUGAGGAAGAGGACGAGGAGAAGGAGGAUGAUAAGCAUAUGUCAAUCGAUGAAAUCUUCACAGAUCUUCAGAUUGACUCGAAACCAUUCAUUGAACGACCUGAAGGAGUAAUUAUCAUUCGUCGUUUACUGCAAGGGGAAAAGGAGCAUAAAACGUUUACUUUCGGUCGAUUAAUUAUGAAAAAUGUACCAAUGAAAAAUUUAUGCUCUUGGACUAAAUGCAAUCGUACAUGUUACCUUCUUGUGAAUCUAUGGGAACUUGGUGAUGAAGCAAUUUGUAAACAACUCAAAGAAGGCUUGACUCCGAUGAUUGAAACGUUGAAGAUUUCACCAUUGUCUGGCGCUAAAAUCUUGUACAAUCAUUUAACCAAGUAGUGAUCACGUUUCACUAAUAAUAAAAAGAAGUUUUAUAUACAUAUUUAAUAUUUGCUUUGUACAGAAUUCCCUUCUUAGCAGGUAUAUUUGUAGUACAGAUUUCCUCUUGGAAAUCUGGAAUGAUACUUUGUGUUGCAACUUUCCUAGAAAAUACAUUGCACUGAUAAAGGCAUU
This is a messenger RNA of Trichobilharzia szidati, 2641 nucleotides long. The record is from the annotation of a GenBank genome assembly. Lineage: Eukaryota; Metazoa; Platyhelminthes; Trematoda; Strigeidida; Schistosomatidae.